This is a messenger RNA of Myripristis murdjan (pinecone soldierfish), 1148 nucleotides long. RefSeq names its product piggyBac transposable element-derived protein 4-like. Lineage: Eukaryota; Metazoa; Chordata; Actinopteri; Holocentriformes; Holocentridae. The transcript has 2 exons. The record is from RefSeq and is a predicted model, not a curated record. The coding region runs from base 502 to 1110 and encodes 202 amino acids.
GAACUGUGCAGCACACUAAGAGGAACAUGGAUCCUACACAGGCUCUUGAUUAUUUAUUGGAGCUAGAGAAGUUGGAGCAUCAACGUACUGCAGGUACCCAGCUCCCCGCAUCCUCAUCCUCCACCUCUGCCUCCACAACCACCUCAGACCCGGACAAAGGAGGGGAAGAAAUCCCAGAGUCUUCAUCCAAUAGUUCAGUGAGCAGCGACUCGCUGGCAGGGGAUGAGGACUGGGCGUCGCCACUCCAAACUGAGAAGGAGAGCAGCUCCAGUGGCAGUGAUGAUGAUCAACCUGGGCCAUGCUGGGAGGGGAGGAGAGAGUCCUUUCAAGUCAUCUGUCUCAAGUCUAAGUUAAGUCACAUGAAGAUCAAGUCAAAGUCAAGUUGAGUCUUUUAUCAGUGUUAGCCAAGCAAGUCUCAAGUCCUCAAAUUUGCGACUCGAGUCCCCCACCUCUGCCUGGUACCCUGACAACACCACAACGUUUCCAUAUGUGCCAAGGAGGAUGCCCAAGCCAGGGAUGACAACUUUUGCCAUCAGCAGAAUCUCCGACAUUCCCAGUUGCUUUGCCCUUUUUAUCACAGAGGAAAUCUUGGAGCUCGUCCUGGAGACUACAAACCUGGAAAGGCAUCACAAACCAGGCUGCCGAGGCUGGAAGGAGGUAGAUAUGCCAGAGCUAAAGGCCUUCCUGGGGCUUCUUCUCCUGGUGGGUGUGUACCACUCCCGACGGGAGGCAACACAAAGCCUUUGGGAAGCACAAACUGGGCGUCCCGUCUUUGCAGCCACGGUGAGCCGGGAAAGGUUCGAGGAAAUCUCCGGGAGGCUUCGGUUUAAUAACCGGGCCACCCGCACUCACCGCUGCUGUAAGCAGGGAGUGUUUUGCCCGAUAGUCGAGAGGUGGUCUGAACAGCUGCCUUGCAUGUGGGUCCCAGAACAGACCUUGACUGUGGAUGAGCAACUCGUCCCAUUCAAAGGUUGUUGUUCCUUCAGGGUGUACAUGCCCAAAAAGCCAGGAAGGUAUGGACUAAAGAUGUGGCUGUUGUGUGACUCAGUCACUUCCUUGCAGAGGAGCCAGAGAGGGCCCAAGGCCAGCAGGUGGUGCUGGGCCUUGUAGAGAAGUUGUCCAAAGUGUUGAGCUGGGAGAAGCCCUCC